GGAUGCGCAUAAUCAAAUGCUGGAACUCCAAUCCCAGCCUACCCCAGAGGGUAGUCAGCCACUCUCUGAGGAUGAGAUAUGCGAUCAGGUGUUGGGUAGACGACCAGGCUACUCAAAAGGCCUUGGUUGGGGACCCAAGCCGAAGGCCCGCAGAACGGCAAGUGCAAGCAGUUCGUCGACAUCUUGUUCGCAGUCCACACAAAAAGAGAUUGAAUUACAAGCUAAACUUCAUGAAGCUUUGGAACGGAUUGAAGUACAAGAUAGAAAUCACCAAGCAUUAGCUUCACAAGUGGAAGCUAUGAAAAAGAUGAUUGAAGACCUAACUCGUGCACAACAGGAACCACCACAUGAUCCCUAGCCCUGCGGUACGUCG
Molecule: messenger RNA, 373 nt
Organism: Cucumis melo (muskmelon)
Lineage: Eukaryota; Viridiplantae; Streptophyta; Magnoliopsida; Cucurbitales; Cucurbitaceae
Exons: 2
Coding region: 17-358 (113 amino acids)
Source: RefSeq, a predicted model, not a curated record